AUGACAUUCCUAUGUUCGAUUAUCCUUUAUCCAGGGGGUAAUAUUCGAUAUAUUGACGCACUGUUCAUAGGAGCGGCAGGCUGUACCCAAGCUGGUCUUAAUACUGUUCAGUUGAACGAGUUAUACACUUAUCAACAAAUAUUUCUGAUGAUUUUUCCAUUCUUGACUACUCCUAUCUUCAUCCACUCCUCGGUGGUGUUUUUACGAUUACAUUGGUUUGAAAAGCAUUUUAAAGAUGUCAAAAUCAACUCCAAGAUUCAGUCCAAACUACGUAGAACCGCUACUAUGGCGCGAGCUGAGUCGAGGGAUCAUGAGAUCGGUCUAGAGCCACUGAAAUGGAAUGGUGAAUAUUCUAAACGCGACUCGAACCCCCCCGUUCCCACAAGUAACAAUACUGAAGAAGUAAGCGGGUUGCAUGUUCCACCAGCUUCAGAUAUUCGAUUUGGAGACUUACCACAGCCCAGACGACAAAAGUCUAUUGCCCCUCAGGACAUGUACAAGUCUAUCAACAUGAUGCAAAGAAAUAGGAGACUAUCAAACGACCUUAACGACGGUCCUGCUCUUGUUAUUAAGAGCCCAAGAGUUAUGGAUGAAGAAAACGAGCUUAAAGAAAAAAUGCGCUUAGCUGCCACUGUAACUGGGCAGAACGUUGAUUCUUCUCCCAGCAGCAGCGGUAAUGCUAGUACCGAACAUGAGAGUGUCGAUUUAGGAGAAAGGAUACGACCUUCAAUCUCGUAUGCAGUAUCUCCAGAGAGAUCGAACUAUGACAUAGAUGGUAUAAAGCUGGACCGCCGGUCAAGAACGCUUUCGACUUCUAAUGUUCCAAAUGAAAAUCAAAGAUCCCAGCAUGAAAGAACUGGCUCAAAAGCAUCAGUAACUAGGGGUACGAGAAGGUUUAGUAGAUCAAGGACAUUGGAUAGGAUAUUUAAUCGAACUCUCAGUAAUGAUGGACCUACCACUAAAGUUAUGAGUACAAACUAUCUUUCCUGGCAACCUACAGUAGGGAGAAAUUCCGCCUUUGUUGACUUGACCGAGGAACAAAAAGAAGAGCUCGGAGGGGUCGAGUAUCGAUCUCUCAAACUUCUAGCAAAAGUCCUUGUAGCUUAUUACAUGGGUUUCUAUCUUUUUGGUCUUGUGACUUUUUGGCCCUAUGCAUCUCUACGGAACCUUUUAAAAGACCAUUUCACGUCUGAAGGUUUUACCUCUACAUUAUGGGCAUGGUUUACGUCCGUAUCGGCGUUUUCUGAUACAGGCUUCACACUUACUCCAGAAUCAAUGGCCUUCUUCCAAAGAGAAGCAUAUAUUCCUCUGUUAAGUGCUUUCCUGAUUGUUAUUGGUAAUACAGGGUUUCCUGUUCUACUGAGAUUUAUUAUCUGGAUUGCCUUCAAAUUCACUCCUAGAUUUGGUCGCGCUCAUGAAUCUUUGGGAUUCUUAUUGGAUCAUCCACGUCGUUGUUUUACACUCCUGUUUCCUUCAAGUGCUACCUGGUGGUUACUAGCUGUUCUUGUUAUCCUAAAUUCGGUUGAUUUGGUUUUAUUCUUGGUUCUCGAUUUGACCAGCAAGGCUAUUACUGAAAUUCCAGUUGGUUAUAGGAUAGUGUGUGGACUCUUCCAAGCCAUUGCUACUAGAACUGCCGGGUUUACAAUUGUUAGCAUGUCAGACGUGCAUCCCGCUGUCCGUGUGAGUUAUGUCAUCAUGAUGUAUAUCUCAGUUUUGCCUAUCGCUAUCAGUGUGAGAAGAACCAAUGUCUACGAAGAGCAAUCUCUGGGAGUGUACUAUCCGGAAAAUGAUGGUGAAGAUCCUGAAGCAAAGCAUCAUUCAUAUGUUGGUGCGCAUUUGAAGAAGCAAUUAUAUUUUGAUUUGUGGUUCAUUUGCCUUGGUUUGUUCAUCAUUUGUAUCGCAGAGGGAGCAAAACUUGAUAACAACGAAUUCCAAAUUUUCGAUGUGCUGUUUGAAAUCGUCAGUGCUUAUGGCACGGUUGGUCUCUCCAUGGGUGCAGCAAAUACAAAUUUGGCUCUUAGUGGAGCAUUCAAUGUCAUUGGGAAGCUCGUUAUCAUUGCCCUAAUGAUUCGGGGUCGUCAUAGAGGUUUGCCAUAUGCUCUAGAUAGAGCAAUUAUUCUGCAAGGAGACAAGAUACAGCGAACGGAUAGCAUUCAAGAAACUCGUACGAGAAAUAAGAGGUUGAUGAGUAUGAGUAUUCCCAUCAAUGACGAUGUUGGUCUCACGACGGCUCGCUCCAAUGAUACUGGUUAUAUGCGUGAGAGACCGGGUCUUCGAACAGAAACAAGCACAUUGGAUCGUUUCCCUAGUCAAGCUGUAUCAGACGGGGAAGACGACUAG
This is a messenger RNA of Sugiyamaella lignohabitans, 2340 nucleotides long. RefSeq names its product Trk2p (gene TRK2). The coding region runs from base 1 to 2340 and encodes 779 amino acids. The record is from RefSeq and is a predicted model, not a curated record. Gene Ontology annotation, cellular component: plasma membrane. The transcript has a single exon. Lineage: Eukaryota; Fungi; Ascomycota; Dipodascomycetes; Dipodascales; Trichomonascaceae. Gene Ontology annotation, biological process: intracellular potassium ion homeostasis; potassium ion import across plasma membrane. Gene Ontology annotation, molecular function: high-affinity potassium ion transmembrane transporter activity.